Molecule: messenger RNA, 4728 nt
Organism: Prosopis cineraria
Lineage: Eukaryota; Viridiplantae; Streptophyta; Magnoliopsida; Fabales; Fabaceae
Exons: 6
Coding region: 1-4728 (1575 amino acids)
Biological process (GO): telomere maintenance; DNA repair
Molecular function (GO): DNA helicase activity
Source: RefSeq, a predicted model, not a curated record
AUGAAUCCAUCAUUUUCUGACACUGAUGAGUUAUUCAAGAAAGCUGCCUUGCUUGCCAUUGAAUACUCCAAAGCAAGUCCUAUAUGGUGGUGUCCUCCCCCAGAAUCUGUCGGCACUACCACUGUGAAGAGGUGCUUGAACCAGAGUCAAAGACAGUUUGAAAGCUCAUCUCUUAUAACAUUUGAUAGAGUGAAGAGUGAGGUAGUAGAAGCAAAUGAUGAACUUGACAAUAUUGGUGGUCUUAUAGCAUCUGAUGGAGUGAAGAGUGAGGUGGUAGAAGCAAAUGAUGAACUUGACAAUAUUACUGGUCUUGUAGCAUCUGAUGGAAUCAAGAGCGAGGUGGUAGAAGCAAGUGAUGAAUCUGCUGAUGGUGGUAGUCCUACAACAUGUGUUCCAUUUAGGCGCUCUAAGAGAACCAAGAUUAAAAUGGGUAAAAGGAAACAGAUGAAUGCAUCUCUUGAUUCUGCCUGCAACAAAGCUCCUAUUGAUUUAGGCGACCAAGCAUAUCCAUGUGUUCACUGUGGAGCUAUUAUGUGGAUAAAUGAACGACUUGAAAAAAAUUGUUCUAACCUUCAUCCAAAGUUUGGAUUAUGUUGUCUUCAAGGGAAGGUUGACUUGCCUAACCCAAAGCAUGCUCCUUGGCAACUACAGAGGCUAUUUCACUCCAUAGAUGAUGAUAGUAAGAAUUUUCUUGAUAAUAUUAGAGCAUACAACAUGAUGUUUGCAUUCACGUCCAUGGGCGGAAAAGUUGAUAAAAGAGUAAACAAUGGUCGUGGUCCUUAUGUGUAUUGUAUUAAUGGCCAAAACAUGCAUAUGAUAGGCAGUGUUUUACCUGUUGAAGGAGCACCCCCUAAAUUUUCUCAGUUAUAUAUACAUGACACUUCCAACGAGACAACAAAUAGGAUAGCUGCUGUAAGUGGCCAAGACACAAAAAAAUCUUUGCGGCCUUCUAUUGUCCAACAAUUGCAAAAAAUAUUGGACAAUCACAAUGAAUUAGUUAAAACUUAUAGACUUGCUCGAGAUUUUAUGGGGAAUCAUCAAGGUCAGGAAGUUAAGAUUCGACUCAUUCAUAAGGGUGGUAAAAAUGCUCAUACAUAUAAUUUGCCAACAUCACCUAACGAAAUAGCAGCCUUGGUUGUGGGAGACAUUGGAUCAACUGAACUUGGAAGAGAUAUUAUUAUUCAAUAUAGAAGUGGUUUGCUUGAGCGAAUUUCUGAGACACACCAAUCAUAUUUGCCAAUGCAAUACCCUCUAUUAUUUCCAUAUGGAGAUGGAGGCUAUACUGAAGGUAUUCCACAUAAGAAGACGCAACGAAAGAUGAAAGGUGAGAGUGGAACUGUGUCACUUCGGGAAUAUUUUGCUUACAAUAUCCAAGAUCGAGCAUUGGAUGGAUCACUACUUUUAUAUGGCCGUAAAUUAUAUCAACAAUAUUUGGUUGAUGCAUAUACCAUGAUUGAGUCAUAUAGAUUGAGAUAUAUCAGGAUGAACCAAAAAAAACUACGAGCAGAGGUUUAUAAUGGUUUAGCAGAUGCAGUUUUUAGAGGUGAUACUCAGGCUUCAUUUGUAGGGAAACGAGUAAUCCUUCCAUCUUCUUUCACUGGUGGUGCCCGUUACACAAUGCAAAACUACCAAGAUGCAAUGGCUAUUUGUAGAUGGGCUGGGUUUCCAGAUUUGUUCAUAACUUUUACAGCUAAUCCAAAAUGGCCUGAAAUGACUAGAUUUUUGGAAGCUCGUCAACUUCGUAUAGAAGAUCGUCCUGACAUUGUCACACGUAUAUUUAAAAUGAAGCUAGACUUGCUUAUCAAAGAUAUUAGAAAAGAGGAAAUUUUUGGAAGUGUCAAAGCAGUUCUAUAUACAAUUGAAUUUCAAAAGCGAGGUCUUCCCCAUGCUCAUAUUUUGGUUUUCCUUGCAAAUAAAGAUAAGUUAUCUACUGCUAAAGAUAUUGACAACAUCAUUUCAGCAGAAAUCCCUAAUAAAGAAGCACAACCUGAGUUACAUGAUGUAGUGGUGAAUUAUAUGUUACAUGGGCCAUGUGGAAUAGCUAAUCCUCAUUCUCCAUGUAUGGACAAAGGAAUAUGUACUAAGCAAUUCCCAAAAAACUUUAACUCUACAACAGUGAUCCAUGAAGAUGGAUAUCCAAGGUAUAAAAGGGAAGAUAAUGGUGUACAUGUCAUGAAGAAUGGGAUCCCAUUGGAUAACAGAUAUGUUAUCCCCUAUAACGCAACUCUUUUACUAAAAUAUGGAGCUCACAUUAAUGUUGAAAGAUGUAAUCAAGGAGACUCCAUUAAGUAUCUUUUUAAAUAUGUUAAUAAAGGUUAUGAUCGAGUUACUGCUGCAUUCUAUACUCAAGCAGAUGAUGUAAGUGAGGGUUUGGUUCGUGAUGAGAUCAAAAUGUUUUUUGAUUGUCGAUAUGUUUCGUCAUGUGAAUCAGUUUGGAGGAUCUUAGGGUUCGAUAUUAAUUAUAGAAAUCCCUCUGUUGAAAGACUAUCAUUUCACUUGCCUAAUCAUCAAAUGGUGGUAUUUGAGGAGAAUGAAGAUCUUCAACAUGUUAUGUCUAGAAAUAAUGGGAAACCGACUAUGUUUGAAGCUUGGUUCAUUGCUAAUGCUAAAUAUGAAAAUGCCAAAGGUUUAACUUACUCAGAGUUCCCUAUGAAAUUUACAUAUCACAAAGAUACUUGUGAAUGGACACCAAGAAAAAAAGGAUUUUCCAUCGGAAGGAUGUAUUACACACCACCAGGCAGUGGUGAGUCAUACUACUUGCGCAUGCUUCUUGCAACCAUUAAAGGCCCAACCUCUUACAAAUCCCUUCGUACAGUGAAUGGUAUCUACCAUAAUUCAUUCAGAGAUGCAUGUUAUGCUUUAGGAUUGUUAGAUGAUGAUAAAGAGUAUACUGAUGGGAUACUUGAAGCAGCUCAAUGGGCCUCAGCCAACUAUCUGAGACGGUUGUUUUCGACCUUAUUAGCCUGUAACUGUUUAUCACGUCCAGAGUUUAUAUGGAGACAAAUUUGGAAACCAUUGUCUAAUGACAUAUUGUAUCAACAGAGACAAAUAACAGGACACCAAGGUUUUCAGUUAUCUGAUGAGGAGUUGCAAAAUUUAACCUUGCUUGAGAUUGAGAAGCUCUUGAAUGUAAAUGCAAGGACAUUAUCUGAGUUUGGUUCUAUGCCUUUGCCACAGUCAUCUGUUAUGGAAUUAAGGAGCAACAAACUUAUACGUAUGGAGUUGAGCUAUGACAAAAAAUUAUUAUCAUCAGAAUUAAUUUGUUUGUUGAACAAUUUGACUCCUGAACAGAAGAAAAUAUAUGACCAAGUGUUAUCUACAGUCAAAAGUAAUAAUGGUGGCAUGUACUUUGUUUAUGGCCAUGGUGGAACUGGAAAAACAUAUUUAUGGAAUACAUUGAGCACCUCCUUACGUUCUGAGGGAAAGAUUGUUUUGAACGUAGCUUCAAGUGGUAUUGCCUCAUUAUUAUUGCCAGGAGGUAAAACUGCUCAUUCUCAAUUUCGCAUUCCAAUUGCAGUUAAUGAAGAUUCAAUUUGUAAUAUAAAACAUGGUAGUCAUCUUAGUGAACUGCUUAUCAACACUUCCCUAAUAAUAUGGGAUGAAGCACCCAUGGCCAAUAAAUUUUGUUUUGAGGCUCUUGAUAAGUCUCUGAGAGAUAUCAUGAAAGUUCAACAAGUAGAUGCUGCGUUAAGGCCCUUUGGUGGCAAAGUUAUUUUGCUUGGUGGUGACUUUCGACAAAUUCUUCCAGUUGUGCGAAAAGGUAGUAGAGAGGAUAUUGUAUUUUCUACAAUCACUUCUUCAUAUUUAUGGAAAGAUUGUAAGGUUUUUACAUUGACUAAAAAUAUGAGACUAUUGACUAAUGCAACAUCUAAAGAUGCAAUGAGAGUUCAAGAAUUUGCAAACUGGAUUAUCUCAAUUGGUGAUGGAAAAGUUGACAACAACCAUAAAGAAGCAGAAGAAAUUACAAUUCCAGAUGAGUUAUUGUUAAACCCUACUCAAGAUCCUCUUAGGUGUAUUAUUGAUUCCACUUAUCCAGAACUGCUACAGAAUAUACAUAGUGCAUGUUAUUUCCAGGAGCGUGCUAUCUUAGCUCCAACAUUAGCAAUUGUUGAUGAAGUCAAUGAAUAUGUUUUAUCCAUGCUCCCUGGUGAUGAAGUUUGCUACUUAAGCGCAGACACAGUUUCUAAACAAGAUGAAAUAGGAGGUGCUUUACAAGAUAUUCACUCGCCAGAAUUCUUGAAUUCAUUAACAAUGUCAGGACUACCUAACCAUGAAAUCAAGCUUAAAGUAGGGGCUCCUAUUAUGCUUAUGCGAAAUAUCGACAAAUCUAUUGGUCUUUGUAACGGCACUCGAUUAAUUGUCAGUAAACUUGUCAGACAUGUCAUUGAAGCUGAGAUCAUGACAGGAAUCUCAAAAGGUCAAAAAGUUUUAAUUCCUCGAAUGACUAUUACUCCAUCAGAUACAAGUUUACCUUUCACAAUAUGCAGACGCCAAUUCCCUAUUAUGUUGUCCUUUGCAAUGACGAUUAAUAAAAGCCAAGGACAGAGUCUCACAAAUGUUGGAUUGUACCUCCCACGACCUGUAUUUACACAUGGUCAGUUGUACGUUGCUAUAUCUCGAGUUCGUAGCAGAUGUGGCUUGAAGAUUUUAAUUCUAGAUGAAGAGGGUAAACCAACAAACAAAACCAACAAUGUUGUUUAUAAAGAAAUCUUUAAUGGUUUGACAUAG